GAGGGCGCACAGCGGCGCCGCGCAGCGCACCAGCUCGUCCGGGCAGAGGAACACACGUGUUGCUGCUGGAGCAGGCGGAGGAGGAGAAGAGUGUCGUCUUCUGCAGUCCUACACACUUGACUGCACUUAGUCCACACAUCACCACAUCCCACUGUCUGGUGGGACCAUGUGGGUUCUGGAUAAGAUCCGCGGGUCGGUUGAGACCAGUGUGCUGCGACAGGGAGAGAAUGGAGACAAGAAAGGCAUGGCCCCGGCCUACAGUAAUGUCCUCACGCCCGACAAGAUCCCAGACUUUUUCAUUCCUCCGAAGCUCAUCAGCUGCUCGCCUGAGCCUGAGGCUCCUCGCCUGAGGCCCAAGGAGGGGCUGCAGCCGUCCACGUCGGAGCAUACGAUCGGCAGCGGGAGGAAGAUCAGCAGCCCAAGAAGUCCACGUCUGGUGGCCAAGAUUGCAGGAGACACCAAGAACCUGCUGAGGGCAGCGAACCGCCACAUCAUACAGAUAGAGAGUGCUGAUGAAGUCGUGGCUGGAGACACCAACGCAGACCCCCAGUCUCAGACAGCUAUGUCCCUGCCUUAUGUUCCCAAGACUCAUACAUCUUAUGGCUUUGCAACCUUGAAGGAAAGCCCCCACACCCGCCGAAAAGAGUCGCUGUUCCACUGUGAACUUACCAGUCCCAUCACAUCCCCCAACACCCAGAGGAAGGCCCCAGGGAAGAGCAGCGAGGCAGGCAACCACCUGAAUCCAGCCGACUGCAACACCUCGCACAUGAAUCCGUAUCGUUACUUCAGCGGCGGGGAGAGUGACACCUGCUCCUCGGCGGAGUCCUCUCCCUUCAGCUCUCCUCUGCUCUCCCGCUCCGCAUCUCUGCUCAAGAUCUUCACCCAUGAGACGCAGGCCAAAGUCGUGAAAGCGAAGCGGACGCUCGCCCGCCACAGCUCCCUCUCCACGGACGAGUGCAGCUCGGCCGAGCCCAGCCCGAACAUCCAGCGGCGGCUCCACGCCCCCACCUUCCACGGAGGUGCCGGGGCGUCCGACCACGGCCUCCAUCAAGAGCACACCGUUAACCUGCACAAAGGCGGCGCGGUGAAGAUCAGCGCCAACUACGACUCCAGCACCUCCCGCCUGUUGAUCCGCAUCCUGGCAACGGAGAGUCUCUACGACAGGCACUUUGACAUCAAGAGCAUCAACUGCUGCGUGGCCGUCUACCUGAACCCGGGCAAACUGCAGAAGCAAAGGAGCAACAUCAUCAAAAACAGCCGCAACCCGGUCUUCAACGAGGACUUCUUCUUCGACUCAAUAAGCCCGGUUCAGGCGAAGAGCCUGUCGGUGAAGUUCAAGGUGGUGAACAAAGGCACCAGCCUGAAGAGGGACACGCUGCUGGGCGAGCGAGAGGUUCCGCUAACAAAGCUGCUGUCAGGGCUGUAAAGCCGCAGCAGCCGGAGGUCAAAGCAGGAGGAAACAAAGGAAACUGAGUGAAACUUAAAUUAGAUGUCAGCACUGGUUUCUGCUCUUUUUAUUGGGAGCGAACACAAAGGGUGUCAAAUUAAAUAUUUCAAAAUGAGGUAUAGAUUCCUAGAAGAGAGGCUCUGUUAAAAAAACCAAAAAAAAAACCCCACCAAGCCCAAGAAAACAAAUCUUUUGAUAUUCAUGACCUAAUGAAGGAUUUAUCUUGGUUGGGGUUUGCCCGGUUCCUUCUUCCAAUAAUGAAGGCUCAUUAAACCAAGCUGAGCCUCACAUCAACAGAUGAAUUGGACAGAUGAAAGCUUUUUUUCCCCCCGGACACGUCCCCCAGCCAACUUCCUCAGCCAGGUCUGGUUCAAAGGUUUGGACAACACCUGUGCAUCAGCCGGUCUCCAUGUCCUUGCAUGUACGGUGUUUGUCCUGCAUGCACCAUGGUUUUAUUAUUGUAAUGUGACAUAAAUCAACAGCAGCACGGGAUGGGGAUGGACUUUAGCUGCCCCUGUGUGCUUAGCACAAAGAUGCCUUUGUGAAUCGGCGUGAGCUUUGAAGUGGCACUACAUCCUGAUGUGCAAAUGACCCUUUGAUCCCGGUUACCAUGGCCCACCUCCUACGGGGGGGGGGGGCACAGAGCAGUCACGAUAAUCACAUGCACGCAUGCACAUGGAAAAAAAUAGAAUUAUAAUCCAAUUGAUAAUGGAAGCUUCAUAUGAUUAUUACCCUGUGCGUCGCACAAGCAGGGUAUUGUUUUCACCCUUGAGUGUGUUUGUGUUUGUGUGGACAAAAUAACUCAACAAUGCAUGGACGGAUUUUCACCAAACUUGGUGGGACUAUUACUUGGGAGGAUAUCUUCAGAUGAUUUACUUUUUAGGUUGAUCGGUCAAAGGUCAACAAAAUAUGGUCCAAGACAAAUAACAAGGCUAGAGAGACGGACUGAAGCUUUUAUUGAUCAGAAGACGAUUGCCCGUCAUAUGAUAUCAUAUGACACGUGACCAUGAUGAUGAAGUCCCAAUGAAGUCCGAAAAUGCUGUCAUUUAGUGUAUUUAGGCAUUCACAUUUGCAACCAAUAUGAAUAAGAGAAAGAUCUACAGCUUAAUUAUAUUGACCAAUUGUUUGCCAUCAUAUGGUAUAAAUGACAUAAUGAUGAUGUCAUUAUGAAAUUGCAUUAUUACAGUAAAAUUUUAAAAAACUGGCAUAGCCUGAUUGGGGCGUAUGCAGUGUGUGUAGGGUUUGCAUCGUCCGUCCGAUGCUUUUCAUUAUUAGUUACUGUACUUAUGCUCUUAAUCAGAGAAAGCAAAGUCAGAUGAUGUUCAUGUGCUGUUGAAGAGUUUUGUCUGUAGACUAAAGAUGCCCUGAGGAGUUUUCUCAUCAUCAAGAAAAAAGUUAUGUUUUUUUGAAAAACUAAUUUUGUUGAAGUCUCACAAUUGCGUUGGAAUUAUUUGCCUCCUCGUGACUGAGGGAACUCAAUAAUAGACAGAACUGACUAAAGAUGCGAUUUCGUGCAGGUUGGGGCACAAGGUCUCGUCUUUAACAGCCGCCAGUUAUGUCUUAACUUCAUGUAGUGACUACAUGAAUCCCGACUCACUGAGUUGAUGAAUGUGAAGGGAGGAGGAAAGAUGUUUGUAUGUUUAUAUCAAAUGUCAUCGAUCAAAUUAAUUUUGAACCAGAAUACUGGAUGUUUCAAUUUUGCAGUCGGUCACAAAGCCACACCAAAAGAUCUUUGGGGCAUUUCAAAUUUCUUUCCACUCUGCUUCACCGAAGUCCAUCUGAAGCACAAUAUUCUUCAUUGAUCUCUAAAAAUGUCCGGCAACUAUGCUUCAAUUGAACACGAGAAAAUUCUUCUCGCCAACAUUUUAGUUCACUUUUAACAGAAUUACCAGUGUGGCCGUGAUUAAAACUCACACUUUUACCUUUCACUGACAGUGUAAUCAAGUCAAAUACAUAUUUCAUGUAACAUUAAUGUAAACAGAAUUUUUAACAAUUUAUGCAAUCAGGCCUUGCCUUAGUCACAGUGUUGGCAGUGGACAAAUACAGUACUUGUGUGCAUGUAAAUGUAAUAAAUAAGAGAAGAAUAGAGCACUGCCAGAUGCAUGGCAUGACUAUGUCAAUGUUUGCAUGACGUGCUCAAAGUUUAUUGAAACCCUGAAGCCUUAGUGUGUGUGUGUGUGUGUGUGUAUGUGUGUGUGUGUGAGAGAGUGCGAGUGAGUGAGUGAUACAGAGGUAGUGUGUGUUUUAAUCAGCAUGACAUUUUGUCCAAAGUUGUGAAUUUUCUAUGUAGUAUUUUGUUAAAAUGGUUUGAAACGACUGUAAACAUAGUGAUGGAUUUGUACUAAAUAUAACUACGCUUGUUGUAGUUUCUACUGUUGUCAGUGAAGUGCCAAUUAUGCACUAUAGCGAGUGAGAAGUGCUGAUGAGAGGCAUUUUAAUUAUAUCUGUUUCAACUCUGAUGAAGCCCGGGGGGGCCGAGCUGAAAUAUCAAGAAAGAAAUACCAAAAAAAAUACAAAAAAACAAGGUGACAUGAAAACAAUAUUAUGCAUUCUGAAGUGAACAGCGCUGCCGUCCGUCCUCCUGAGGAAUCAGUACAAACUCGUGUUGUGUUUAUGCCUGCAGGCACCUCACAGUCGAGACUCGGCUCUCAGAAAUCAGAGACAUCAGAGCGAUGCGAACAGCAGAGGUUUCUUUACACGCUGUUCCAAAGCUUCGGUUGGAUUCUGGGAGGAUCACUGUCACCUGGUGUUGUGUAGCACACGUGUAGCACUGCUGUCGAUAUGCUCCAUAGACUAUUAUAUACAGUGACUCCGCUGGUGGGCUUUUUGUGAAGGUCAGUGAUCUGUUGUAAUCCCACGAUGUUGACUACUCGCGUGCAAACAUACAGUGCCUGCUUGUAGAAUUAUUGUAUUUUCUACAUAAACCUGAUUCGUACUCGCCCCUGUUGUUACAAAACCUUUUUGUGUGUGUGUGUGUGUGUGUGUGUGUGUGUGUGUGUGUGUGU
Messenger RNA from Scophthalmus maximus (turbot), 4452 nucleotides. Its product is annotated as C2 calcium-dependent domain-containing protein 4C. Lineage: Eukaryota; Metazoa; Chordata; Actinopteri; Pleuronectiformes; Scophthalmidae. The record is from RefSeq and is a predicted model, not a curated record. Bases 167 to 1426 code for a protein of 419 amino acids. The transcript has 2 exons.